Molecule: messenger RNA, 8169 nt
Organism: Elephantulus edwardii (Cape elephant shrew)
Lineage: Eukaryota; Metazoa; Chordata; Mammalia; Macroscelidea; Macroscelididae
Gene: HIVEP1
Product: human immunodeficiency virus type I enhancer binding protein 1
Exons: 7
Coding region: 1-8169 (2722 amino acids)
Biological process (GO): regulation of transcription by RNA polymerase II
Cellular component (GO): nucleus
Molecular function (GO): RNA polymerase II cis-regulatory region sequence-specific DNA binding; DNA-binding transcription factor activity, RNA polymerase II-specific
Source: RefSeq, a predicted model, not a curated record
AUGUUACUGUCCAGCUCUCAGAAACACGGGUGCACCUUAAUAUUCAAACUGGCAUUGCUCCUCAGUACUUCGGAGAGUUCCCUGAAUGCAAACCAACCCAGUACAGCCUCUGGUUUCUUGACUGCUGUCAUCAAAGAAAUCUUAGAGGCUGGUAUUAAAGGAACAUCAGAAUCACUGAAAGGUGUGAAAAGGAAAAAGAUUGUAACUGAGAAUCACCAGAAGAAAAUACCCAAGUCACCACUGAGAAAUCCUCUUCAGGCAAAACAGAAACAAAACACAGAAGAGUUAUCUUCCACUGUUCUUCAGAGUACUUCUGAGUCACACAAAAAUCAAAACCAUAUUCCUAUAAAAAAUGGAAAGCAAACUACUAAACAGAAUGGAGAAACACCUGGAAUAAUUACCGAAGCCUCUAAGUCUGAAGAACCAGCCUCCCCACAGAAGCCCUUGGUUGUAAACCACCCCUCAGAACUGCGCAGAUGGAGGUCAGAAGGUGCUGCACCCGCCAAGUUAAACUUCCUCGAUGACAAUUGUGAUUCUAGCUCUUUAUUAAGCAAAACCAGGACUGACAAUAGUGAAUGUAUCUCUCCUCGCUGUAGUACUAAUUCUUCCUCUUACACAAAUACUGCAUUUGAUGUCUUACUGAAAGCAAUGGAGCCAGAACUGAGCACCUUAUCACAAAAGGGCUCAUCUUGUGCAAUUAAGGAAGAAAAACUGAGACCAAAUAAAACUGUAUGCUCUCCCACUAAGUUGAAAAACAAUCUAACAGAGGCUCCCGAUCAGACGUCCCAAGAAAUUGUCAGUGUAUCACAGUCCUCUCCUUGUACCUCAUACACAGUGCAUGUGCCUGCCUCUCAGAAGAACGAGCAAGCAAUGGUCCAGCCACUGUCUCGUUCAUAUAACACCCAUGAACACUUUGUUUCUAAAUCUGCCCAGCCCAGCCACCAGCUCCCAGUGUGCCCAGGUUUCACAAGAUCUCUGACAAAUCUACAAACUCAAGAGACCACCAGACUUGAACAAAUUUAUAGUAUCACAGUACCAUCAUCGAUUGGUCUGACUCCACCUUCCAGUAGAACUCAGGUUAUUCCUCAAAACCAGCAAAUGGAUUCUGCUCCACCUAUUUCAAUAAGCCCAGCAAGUUCCAUACCUCCCUCCUCCACGCCCGUUUAUAAUUCAACUCCCUUGGCCUCUGUUGUCAAUCACAGUGUAGAACAAAUGUGCAAUCUUCUUCUGAAAGAUCAGAAGCCAAAAAAGCAAGGAAAAUACAUUUGUGAGUAUUGUAAUCGAGCUUGUGCAAAACCUAGUGUGCUUUUAAAGCAUAUCCGCUCACACACAGGAGAGCGGCCCUACCCCUGUGUGACCUGUGGGUUUUCAUUUAAGACUAAAAGUAACCUGUAUAAGCACAAAAAAUCCCACGCGCACACUAUCAAACUGGGGCUUGUCUUACAAUCUGAUUCAGGUGGCUUGUUCAUCUCCCAGGAGUCCCCCAAAGCACUUGGUGUCCACUCAGACAUAGAAGACAGUGGUGAAAGCGAAGAUGAGGGCACUACUGAUGAAAGACACAAUGACUCAGGGCCCAUGGAACUGCAGUCUGUGCAUAUACUGAAAAUGGUAGCCAAUCCUGAAGCCUCAUCAAAAGUGAGUUCCAGUCCUAGCAAUCCAGAUCACUUGGUGGGCGACUUUUCACAACAAGAAAAACCAUCUGAAUCACAGGCUUUGUCCAAGCUACCAAAAGUUGUGGUCCACCCUGUCACCAUGCCCCCUUUAAAGGUGGAAAGUUCAAAAGUGGCAGAGUCCAUGCCUGAACUUGCCAGUGCCCAGCAGCAGAGGGACCACCCAGUGACAAAGGAACUGCCCAAAUCAGCAUGUGUGUCCUCGCUGGAGACAGAAGAAAAAUCCUUUCUUACCAGGGAUGUGAGCCACCCAGAAAGUAAACAGGAAUCUCACGUGGGAACAGUGCAUGCCCAGUUACAAAGGCAGCAGGCUACUGAUUACUCCCAAGAGCAGCAAGGGAAACUCCUGAGCCCUCGAAGUCUAGGAAGCACAGACUCUGGCUAUUUCUCACGUUCAGAAAGUGCCGACCAAACAGUGAGCCCACCAGCACCCUUUGCCAGAACGUUACCAUCCACUGAACAUGAGUCAAAGAAGAGCAGUGGACCCUCUGCCCCUCGCCCCAGUGCACCAGCGCCUUCUGCUUUACCAGCUUGUGAGAAGCCUCCACUUUUACCUGGUCAGAUGCGCCCACCAUUGGCAACAAAAACCCUGGAAGAACGGAUAUCAAAGCUCAUCUCAGACAAUGAAGCCCUGGUUGAUGAUAAACAACUAGAUAGUGUAAAACCACGGAGAACGUCUCUCUCAAGACGAGGGAGUAUCGAUUCCCCCAAAUCAUAUAUAUUUAAAGAUUCUUUUCAGUUUGAUUUAAAGCCAAUGGGCCGAAGAACAAGCUCAAGCUCGGAUAUACCAAAGUCCCCUUUUACCCCAACUGAGAAAUCAAAACAAGUUUUCCUUCUGUCUGUACCUUCUCUGGACUGUCUACCUAUCACUAGAAGUAAUUCUAUGCCCACCACUGGAUAUUCGGCAGUACCUGCAAACAUAAUACCUCCCCCUCACCCCUUGAGAGGAAGCCAGUCAUUUGAUGACAAAAUUGGCUCUUUGUAUGAUGAUGUCUUCAUAUCAGGACCCAACACUUCCAUGCCCCAAAGUGGACAUCCCCGUACACUUGUCAGGCAAGCAGCAAUAGAAGACUCUUCAACAAAUGAAAGUCACAUUUUCGGUACUGGGCCAUCGGUGGAUGAAAGCCUUCAGGGAUAUAAUGCCACUGGGGAAACAGUACCAGCCAGGAACAAGUCGCUAGCACAGGGAUCAGCUUUGGAGAAAAAGAAGUCCCACCAAGGGCGAGGAACAAUGUUUGAGUGUGAAACCUGUCGAAACAGGUAUCGGAAAUUGGAAAAUUUCGAAAACCAUAAGAAAUUUUACUGUUCAGAGUUACAUGGACCAAAAACAAAGGUGGCUGUGAGGGAACCAGAUCACAGCCCGGCACCCAGCAGCACACAUCCGCAGAUCCUCCACUACAGAGUUGCAGCUGCUACUGGUGCCUGGGAACAGACACCCCAAAUAAGAAAAAGGAGGAAAAUGAAAAGUGUCGGUGAUGACGAUGAGCUUCAGCAAAAUGAAAGUGGACCGUCUCCCAAGGACUCUGAAGGUCUUCAGCUUCCACAUCCUCUGGGUUCCACUAACAGUUUGUCCAAACACAAUGUUGUCCCAGCAGGUGACUCCCAGCACAGAAGCAUCCCUCUUCCCACCUCACAAAUUCAGCUUGUGGCCAGGGGCACUGACCACGCAGUUGAUCCAAAGCUGGCCACUAUCGUGGAGCAGCAGAUCAGUUCAGUUGCUCAGGAUAAAAUGGAAUUGAAAAGACAUGGAGCUGGGAUCUCAGUCAUACAGCACACAAAUUCGCUGAGCAGACCCAGUUCAUUUGACAAGCUUGAGUCCUUUGAACGAGGCUCCCCUGCCUCCUUUCAGGAGCUGAGUAGGACAGUGAAGGCUGGGUCUGUGACUGCAGUAGAGGUUCCUCAAGAGGACAGCCAUCUUUCCCCAAAUGCCUCUCAGCCUCACCAGCCUGUCUUGUCAGACACUCUUAGAGGAGAGCCUUCAGAAAGUUCCAGAAAGAUCUCAAAUGAAAGAAAUGUGUUAGGACAGCCAUCGAGACUUGUCCGGCAGCAUAAUAUCCAAAUCCCAGAAAUCUUGGUCACAGAAGAGCCAGAUCGAGACCUCGAAGCCCAAGGCCACGAGCCAGAAAAAUCAGAAAAGUUCAGUUGGCCUCAACGAAGUGAAACCUUGUCAAAAUUGCCCACAGAAAAACUGCCACCAAAAAAGAAGAGGCUUCGUCUGGCUGAGAUUGAACAUUCCUCAACAGAGUCAAGUUUUGAUUCCACUCUGUCCAGGAGUUUAAGUAGAGAGAGCAGUUUGUCACAUACCUCAAGUUUCUCAGCUUCACUAGACAUCGAGGACAUUUCUAAAACAGAGUGUUCCCCCAAAAUCGAUUUUCUAAAUAAAGCAGAGUUUCUGGUGAUUCCAGCUGGCUCAAAUACACUUAAUGUGCCUGGAGCUCACCAGGAAAUGAGACGGGCUGCGUCAGAGCAGAUUCAUUACAUGCAGACGUCCAUGGAAGUUUCUGAUUUCAGAAGCAAGUCAUUUGACUGUGGAAGCCUGACUCCACCACAAACCAUGCCACUGGUGGAUCUGCAGCCUCCAGCAUCUCCAUCUGGGAUGGGGGUCACAAGGCACGUGCCACUCUUAGAGCGAAGAAGAGGCCCCCUGAUACGGCAGAUAUCUUUAAAUAUAGCUCCAGACAGUCAUGUGCCUCCUAUGAACCCACCAUCUUUCCAAACUGUUGCUCCUUCACUUGUCACCCCAGGGCCAUUUCAGGGACCUCAAGUAACCAGCACAUUGUUGGCUGAGUUUCCCACAAAUGCUUUGCAUUCCCAGACCAAAAUUAAAGAUCUGCGACCUGAAACAUCUAAAUCCACCUCUACUCAUACUUUGCCUCUUCAGCAGCAUUUUGGUCUGAAUGUGCUAAAUAAAAUCCGCACCCUUCCUAACCACCAAAAUGCCCAGUCAUCCCUGAAUGUAGCUGCACAGGUGGACAGACCAGAUGCAAGUUCCCCUCCAUGUGCAUCUUCUAAAAGUGAGGAUUGCUUUGCACCCAAGUACCAACUUCAGUUUCAGGUUUUAACAUCAAGCCAGUCUUACUCUUCUAAUCCUGUGCAUUCUUUGCCAAGUCAGGUUCUUUCAGAGCAAAGUGGUGCAGACCCCAGCAUGACUUCACCAGCAUUACCAACCAAAUUGGUGGAUAAUGUAUCUGAUACAUGUGCUCUCCCGUCACCAAAGCUAGGACAGCCCGGAGGUCAAGUGCAGAAGGCUGCCUCAUCAUUCAUUGUACCUGUGCGGCUUCAGAGUAAUGUCCCAGCCUACUGCUUCCCAACAGUCACAUCGUUGCCCCAAAUCCUAGUCACCCAGGACCUGUCAAGUCACCCAGUUUGUCAGGCUAAUAAUUCUGUAUUGCCAAUCAGUGAAGAGCAAAAUUCUGUGCCAAAAUUGCAAAAAGGCCUCCAGAGCACUUUGCCAAACCUGCAGAAAGAACUUGUUUGUGAAAAUACCUUCUCAGAGCUGUGCCAAAAGUCUGUUUUGUCAGAAGCGUUGCCUACAACUCAGAAAGCGUCUGUUGGUCGACUUUCCCCACAACAAGAAUCUUCAGCUUCAAGUAAAAGGAUGCUUUCCCCAGCUAACAGCCUAGACAUUGCCAUGGAAAAACACCAGAAACGGGCUAAAGAUGAAAAUGGAGCUGUGUGCACAACAGAUACUCAGCCUUUGCAGCCAGUGAGUUCAAGAGCUAAUGAUGUUAGUAAACAGAAGAAGCCUGUCUUAGUGAGGCAGGUCUGUACCACUGAGCCUCUGGAAGGUGCACUUCUGGAACUGGAUGUUUGCUCCCAAACCGAAAGUAGAAGCGAGCCUGUUAGCUUGUCUGACGCUUUACCAACUGAUAAUUCUUCCUCAGGCCCUUCCAGAUCUGGAGUUACAGAACCUGUACAUGAAUUGAAAGAAUUUGAAAACAUCAAGCCUUCUAUAUCACUAACUCCUACAGUGAGAACUUCACCUGUCCCUGUAGAAACAGCUCAUGUUUCUCCUUUGAAAAGUUUAGACAAUAACCAAGAAAGACAGACUCCACCAGUGGUUAAGAAUCAAGGUGGCAACAACCAAGAAAUUAAAUCAGCAAGCACACUUGCAGUGUUUAAUGUAGGAGAAACUCACCAGAGGUUUUUAUCCAGUAAGACCUCAACGAGCUUCACAUGGUGUUACCUACUGAGACAGAAGUCAUUACAUUUGCCUCAAAAUGACCAGAAAACUUCAGCAUAUACUGAUUGGACAGUAAGCUCUAGUAAUCCAAAUCCACUUGGUUUACCUACGAAAGUUGCUCUUUCUCUCCUUAAUUCCAAACAGAAGACUGGAAAGUCACUGUAUUGUCAAGCAAUAGCCACUCAUUCCAAAUUGGAUCUAUUGGUCUACUCUAGCAAGUGGAAAAGCAAUUUAAGCAAGAGAGCACUAGGUAAUCAAAAAUCCACUGUAGGUGAAUUCAACAGUAAAGAUGCCUCAGAAAUUAACAGUGAGCAAGAUAAAGAAAAUUCCUUAAUCAAAAGUGAACCAAGAAGAAUUAAAAUAUUUGAUGGAGGAUAUAAAUCAAAUGAAGAAUAUGUGUAUGUCCGAGGCAGGGGAAGAGGAAAGUACAUUUGUGAAGAAUGUGGAAUACGUUGUAAGAAACCUAGUAUGUUAAAGAAACACAUACGAACUCAUACUGAUGUCCGCCCCUACCACUGCACUUACUGUAACUUCUCCUUUAAGACAAAAGGAAAUCUGACAAAACAUAUGAAGUCCAAGGCACAUAGCAAGAAAUGUGUGGAUUUAGGAGUCUCAGUAGGUUUACUAGAUGAACAAGAUACAGAAGAAUCAGAGGAGAGGCAAAGAUUUGGUUACGAGCGGUCUGGUUAUGACAUUGAAGACUCUGAUGGCCCCGAUGAGGAUGACAAUGAGAAUGAAGACGAUGAUGAGGACAGUCAAGCCGAGUCCGUUCUGUCUGCUGCCCCCUCUGUUGCAGCCAGCCCCCAGCACUUGCCAUCACGAAGCAGCCUGCAGGACUCCGCCAGUGCAGACGAGGAGACCAGGGUCCCCAAUUGCUUCCCUGGGACACACUCUGACCCCAUGGACGUACUGCCCCGGGCUCUGCUCACCAAGAUGACGGUGCUCAGCACGGUGCAGUCAGAUCAUGGUCGAAAGACAUGCUCUCCUGGAAAAGCCAGGCAGCAUGUUACCGGAGAUGAGGAGGAGGCUAGUGGAGACUUGUCAAGGUCUUCCGAGGCUGCACCCAAAUCCCCAUGUCAUCAGAUGUCUGUGGAUUACCCCGAACCAGAAGAUAUCCUGAGGAGUUCAGUGGCUGGAAAGGCUGUUGCUUUAACCCAGGGCACGUCACCUGGGAGCCUGCCUCCUGUCGCUGAGCCCAGCCCCCCACCAGCCGUGGUGGUUCCCUCAGCCACCUCAGCUCAUCCUGACUCUCAGGAACAGAAACAGCAGAUCAGUCUACAGCCAGCCCCAGGCUUGACUUCUCCUCAGACUCACCUGUUCAGUCACCUUCCUUUGCAUUCCCAGCAACAGUCAAGGACACCUUACAAUAUGGUUCCAGUUGGGGGCAUCCAUGUGGUACCUGCUGGCCUCACGUACUCUGCAUUUGUUCCAAUCCAAGCGGGGCCAAUGCAGCUCACAAUUCCUGCUGUCAGCGUCCUCCACAGGACUGUGGGCACCCCAGCCGACACCAUCACGAACGUCUCCAGUACUACCAACCCACCUGGAGUGGCAGAGCUGAGCGGUGUUGUGCCAUGUAUUCCCAUUGGCCAGAUCCAGGUGCCAGGCCUGCAGAACCUCAACACGCCCCUGGCUCAGCCCACGCUCCCCUCACUCACCAUGGAGACUGUCAACAUCCUAGGUCUUGCCAAUACCAGCCUCGGCCCCCCAGUGCAUCCACCAGGGCUGGCCCUGAAUGCGGUGGGCCUGCAGGUUUUAACUGCCAAGCCCACCUCCCAGAGCAGCCCCAGCCCCCAGGCCCACAUUCCAGGCCUCCAGAUUGUGAACAUAGCGCUGCCUACUCUGAUCCCCUCGGUGGGCCCCGUGACUGUGGAUGCCCAAGGAACGCCAGAGGGACCAGCCUCUCACACCACAACCUUCGAGACGCAGCUCAAGCCAGCUCCUAUGACCAGUGCAGACCAGGUCAACAGAGCCGAAUCUUCUCAGGGGACACCCAAAGUCCAGCAGGAAAAUGCAAAAAAAUUGCUGAGUAUUCCCGCCCCGGCCAGUGGCCUUGAAAGGCUGGAUGGCACAAGUGAAGUGGGCCCUGAGAAGCCUGCCUCCAUCCCUUGCAUGACACUGGGGCAUAAACUCCCAUCCACAGCAGAGUCCCAGCCGGGCAUGCAUCUGGAUGGGCCCUCCAGGCCCCCAGGCCCCCAGACCCUCUCCCCACACAGGCGGGCCCGCCGACCCACAGCCCCUCCUCGAAGGCAGGCCACAGUGCAUUUCAGUGACGCAAGCAGUGAUGACGAUGAGGACCGGCUUGUCAUAGCCACCUAA